Messenger RNA from Akanthomyces muscarius, 402 nucleotides. RefSeq lists its product as uncharacterized. Gene Ontology annotation, biological process: fatty acid transport. Lineage: Eukaryota; Fungi; Ascomycota; Sordariomycetes; Hypocreales; Cordycipitaceae. The coding region runs from base 1 to 402 and encodes 133 amino acids. The transcript is spliced from 2 exons. The record is from RefSeq and is a predicted model, not a curated record. Gene Ontology annotation, cellular component: nucleus; cytosol. Gene Ontology annotation, molecular function: fatty acid binding.
AUGCAGGACGUCAUCGUUGGCAAGUACCGUCUCUCCAAGACGGAGAACUUUGACGCUUUCCUCGCCGAGAUUGGCCUUGGCUACAUCAAGCGCAAGCUCGCCCAGUCGACCAGCCCCGAAAUCACCAUCACCCGCGACGGCGACAAGUGGACCAUGGUCACCUCGUCGGCCCUCAGCACCUCGGAGAUUUCCUUCUCCCUCGGCGAGGAGUUCCCCGAGGAGCGCCAGGACGGCGUCUCCGUCACCAGCUGCAUCAGCGCCGACGGCAACACCUGGACGCAGACGCAGAAGCCCGGCGACGGCAAGGACGUCACCAUCGUCCGCGAGUUUGGCGACAAGGAGCUCAAGGUCACGUCGACCAUUGGCAGCGUGACGGCCAACCGUGUCUACGAGCGCAUCUAG